GAUCUUUUUAUUACGAAAAUGGGCGUGAUAACCUGUACGACGAGAAGGGUAUGAAAGUUUAUGAUCCAAUGGAGAGUGUUCUAACUGAGAUAACCAAUCCUAAUAUGGUUCUUGAAAGAUUAACCCAUCAAAGCACUUGGAGAAAACUAAAACUGCCUGAGAGGAUUGCUGUAGAAAAGAUAGCUAAAGUAAUGCUAAUUAAGUCGGCAAAGAAAGAAUAUAGAAAGUACCGUGACAGGCAACGAGACAGAAUGAUUGAUUGAAAGUGCUCAGGAAAGAGGUCUAGCUUACCCGGCUCGCAAGAGGACUGGGGAUCGAACCGUAUGUGGCUCAAAGAUGAUGGAAAAUGUACAGAGAAACGGAAGAAGUGCCUUACAAAAAAAAAGUCUUCUAUAAGUUCUAGUCCUUCGUCUUCUUU
Molecule: messenger RNA, 418 nt
Organism: Cokeromyces recurvatus
Lineage: Eukaryota; Fungi; Mucoromycota; Mucoromycetes; Mucorales; Mucoraceae
Exons: 1
Coding region: 51-263 (70 amino acids)
Source: RefSeq, a predicted model, not a curated record